GAAGUUAGACUAAUCUCCCAAAAGUAAAAGUUGAAUACAGACUUGUUAUAACACCAAUAGAUAGUAGGACCUCCACUGCAUGUUUUCCAAAAAAUAAAAAUAAAAAAACAGAAGAAAAAAUUGUAUUUUGUAUAUAAACAAGACAGAUUUGGACAUCCCUUAAUCACCUUGUGGUGUAUCAACCAAUAUGAAGACUUACCUUCUGUUCCUCCUCUUAUGGUUUUCAUUGAAUUUGGCCAUAUCAAAUCAGACCCUCAACAACAGCAUAAUAACCAAGCCUGGCUGCCCAGCCAAGUGCGGGAACUUAACUGUUCCAUACCCGUUUGGCAUCGGUUUAGGUUCAGGGUGUUCCAUUGGACAACAGUUUGACAUGAACUGCAAUACAUCUUUCAAUCCUCCAAAAGCCUUUACCAGUGAAGGUAAUUUAGAGGUUAUUAACAUAUCAGACAGCAAAAUCCGGGUAAAAAACCGGGUAGCUUCCGAAUGCUAUAAUGAGUUUAGUGCUCUAAGCAAUCAAAGCACAGUUCGGUUCAAUCUAGAAACCACACCUUACAGCUUGUCAAAUGAAAAUGUGUUAACAGUUCUGGGAUGUGAUUACCGUUCCAUGGUAGAAAGUCAGGGGCGCGGACGUGGAUGUAAUGCAUUUUGCUCAUGUGAGACCUCCAUUCUGAAGGGUCUGAAGAGCUUUUUAAUUUCCUUGGACAGACGAUCUAAUCAAACAGAGGUCGUGUCUUUUAACAAAUGUGGCUAUUCCUUUCUCGGAGAGAAGGAUAGCUACUUAUUUCGCUUUAGAGAUCUCUCCGAUCCACAUAUCAUGGAGAAAAUUUCAGAGACUGUGCCAUUGGUAUUGGAUUGGGUGAUCGACAAUAAAAAUUGUACUGAAGCUCAACAGUCCAAUAAUUUUACUUGUCAAAGAAACAGUAUUUGUCUUAAUUCUGAUACAGGUCUGGGAUACCGCUGCAGUUGCCCUAGUGGAUUUGUGGGAAAUCCAUAUCUCAAGCCAGGCUGCCAAGAUAUCAAUGAAUGCGAGAGUAAUCCCUGUGAUGACGAGAACGAGAUUUGCAGUAAUACUCCUGGUGGUUACCACUGUUCUUGCCGGGAAGGUUACUUUGCUGGUGACAGAAAAUAUGGUGUUCGUGGCUUUGUUUGUUUGUUUCAAGAUGGUAUAUACCAUGAACGUAAGAUCGUUAUGCCAAUUGGAUACUUAUAAUAAUUUAGACACAACUUUUUUCGAUGA
Molecule: messenger RNA, 1237 nt
Organism: Olea europaea var. sylvestris
Lineage: Eukaryota; Viridiplantae; Streptophyta; Magnoliopsida; Lamiales; Oleaceae
Product: wall-associated receptor kinase 2-like
Exons: 2
Coding region: 188-1210 (340 amino acids)
Molecular function (GO): calcium ion binding; polysaccharide binding
Source: RefSeq, a predicted model, not a curated record